This is a messenger RNA of Gopherus evgoodei (Goodes thornscrub tortoise), 4894 nucleotides long. RefSeq names its product centrosomal protein 95 (gene CEP95). The coding region runs from base 86 to 2758 and encodes 890 amino acids. The record is from RefSeq and is a predicted model, not a curated record. The transcript is spliced from 22 exons. Gene Ontology annotation, cellular component: spindle pole; centrosome. NCBI's taxonomy places the organism in Eukaryota, Metazoa, Chordata, Testudines, Testudinidae.
CUGUAUUUAAAUAUCCUGAAAGGGGGAGGGGAGCUGUAUUCGCCAGUUGGGAGCUUCGCUGUCGUGUCUCUGUGACCAACACACCAUGGGCAGCCCUGAGGAGAGAGAAUGGGUUGAUGUCACCAAUGAUCUUCUUAUGAAAUGUCAUAUAAAUCUGCAUGUGACGAAGCUCACAGAAUGUGGUGCUAAUGUAUUUGUUGGUCUUUAUGAGUCGAUCUUGGGAGAAAAAGUACCAGAUUUCAUAGCCUCUCCCAGAAGCCAAGAGGAUGAUGCACAUAAUGUGCAAGCAGUAAUAGAUUCUCUGGCAUUGGACUACUUGCAGGUCAGCUUGUCUCACAUCACUGGAGAGAACAUUGUGAAAGGAGAGAGAGAAUCUAUCCGAAAUCUGUUAGAAAUAUUUGAUGGCCUGCUUGAAUAUCUUACAGAACAAAUCAGUGAAACUUCUUCUCAGAAUGGGGAUGAACCUGACCAGCUAGCUCACAAUGAAAUUCGAAGUGUGCUUCAAGAGCAGCUGGAAGGUGACCUUGAGGAACCUGUGCCGCCUCUGGAACUCCCAUUUGUUGCGGAGUCUUCCCAGUCAGAUAUUUUUGUCCCAUCUUGGGAGGUAGAAGGAUCAGAAUCUACUAGUGAAUUAAUCAGGCUUGGGGACACUGCUCAUUCAUUUUCUCUAAGAAAGGAAGAGUUUCAGCUCCCUGAAUUGUUGCCAGCAGAGAGAGGUAGGUCUAAGGAGAUCAAGGAACCUGAAGAUGCUGAGGCUACUGUGGCAUCCUGUCAACUUGUGACAUCAUCUAGUCAGCUUUCCAGCUUCAGAAGAGCACUUGUAAAAGAGAGGGAAGGAUCAAUGGAUUCUGUUAAUUCCACUGAAUUUCUCAAAGAGAAUUUGAGUUCCAGUGCUAAGAAGCUUGGGGAGCCCAUACGCCCAGCUAUUCCUUUGCAGCCACCAUAUCAGCCUCCUGAACCCAGGCCUCAUUAUUCAAUGGGAAGGGAGUACCAAAGCUCAGCCAGACAGUCCCUAAGUUUCACUAACAGUCAUGGACUUGAAGCUUCUGUUUUUGCAGAACCACUUAGACAAGAGUCAGCUACUUCUGAUAGUGUUCCUCUGUCAAGACUCACCCCUGUUUUUCCAGUCGGAGAUAAGGUGGUGUCAAAAAAUGAACUAAAUGGCACAAAUGAUGUGGCCAAGGCUCUUGAUGUGGCUGCCUCACAUACAUCAACUACCUGCUUACACCAAGACAUCUCACCAGGCACUGACGAGGUAACAUCAGUAGCACGAAUCACAAAACCUGAAACAAGAAGUCCGCCUAGUGGAAAAAGAUAUGAAAAUUUUAUCACAGAUUCAUUUGGAGAGGAGCCCCUUUCCUGCAGAAAGGCAAAGGAUAAAUUAUCUGAGCAAGAGCUGCAUGAAAUGUCAGAAAAACUCUCUCACAGGUUAAAUGAACUAGAUUUAAUGUUGAAGAGAGCUUUGGGGGAGCAUCCCAGGGAAGAGAUGUUGACAGAUGAAGAUAAGCUGUCUCAGCACAGUGACAGUGUCAUGGAGUAUCGGGGAAGGAAACCUCACCCAGCUACCCCACAUCCAAAAAGACUUCUUAGCAGACCACGGUCCCUUUCUCCAUCCCCACCCUCAUCCAGGUAUCGACUUCACUCUGAGUUUGAAGAUGCACUUCAGAGAGAUGCCAGAGGCCAGAUGGGGAAAAUGCGUAGGCAAUUGCAAAAGGAAAUGGACCAGAGAAGAAUAAAAGCAAAGAUGAUGACGAAAGCAUAUGAAGAGGAAUUAAGAAUUUUUGAAGCUAGAGAGAAACUAGGCCUCUCCAAGCUGAGAGCAAAAGCCAGGGAAACGGAACAAGAAUACCAAGAAAACAUCUUUAAAAAACCUCUAAAAAUGCCUCCGCCAGUGAAAGUUUAUUCUAGAAAAACCACACCUUGGAUUCCAAGAGGAGGGUUUGCAAAGCCAAAGAAAGCAACUCCGAUGAAAGUAAAGGACAAUGACCUCCUCCCUCUGCUACUGGAAGAGUUUCCAUACCUGCAUAUUUCCCAACACUCUAUGAACAAAAUGUGGCAACAGCAGCUUGCACAGAUGGAACAACUGAAGUCUGCUUCUGGCAAAGACAGAUCAAGACUGAAACUCCGAAGUGAAGUAGAAGAAGCACUGAAGAAGCAUGACCUCCUUGUUGACAUCAUAAAGAAAGAUCAAGACCAUCACAAGAGACUGCAAGAGUUUAAGCAACGCAUAUAUCGGCAGAAGUUUGCUCAGAAUAAAAUGAGAGAGAAACGUCAGCAAAUUGCUCGAGCCAAAAAGUACUAUGAAGAUUACCGUGUUCAGCUGCGUGCCAAAAUGAUGCGGGCUAGGACACGGGAAGAAAGGAUAUUUAAGAAUCUAUUUGAAGAAGGCUUAGAAAUUCAGAAGCAAAGGCUGCAGGAGAUGAGAAUGUAUAGUAAAGAAAAGCGUGCUGAGCAAAGAAGAAUACACCAGAAUGAACUGGAGUCCAUGGAGAACUACUACAAGGAUCAGUUUUCAAUGCUGGCAGAAGCUGUAUCACAAGAACGUCAAGAAAUCCAAGCCAGAGAGAAAGCACAAGCAAAAACACUGCACAAAACAAAAAGGGAGUUAAGAUCAAAGAUGGAAAAGGAAAUACAGCAGCUGCAGACACUGAUAACUCAAAAUGACGAUGACUCCUUCUUCCGAGAGCUGGAAGCAGAACGACUGAAAUCCAGACUUCAAAUGGCUUCUUUUCAGUAUAGCAAAAGCUAUUUCUUGUAAGACUUACUUUAACUAUUAAAUAUCAAUGCAGCUUUUAUAUCUGGCUAAGAAACUGUUAAGGGUAUGUUGGGGAAUUGCCACAACCAGAAGGUGGUGGCUGGUUGUUCUGUAAAAUGUUGUCGGUCUGGUUUGCAGCGUCAAAGGCACAGUACUAUGGCUGUAAGUGUCAGUAACUAGGACUUGAAUAUUUUUAAUAUAUCUUUUAAUAAAGUUAAACUAAUUACAUGAUUGUUUAAACUUGAUAAAGGAGACUCAGACUAUUUCAAGCUACCAUUCAGCCUCCAGGUCAAAGUUUUGCUGAAGAGUAUGACCUACCUGUCUAUUCUCAGUACUCUAAACUUUAAGGAGCUGAAUAUUAAAAUUCCUACAUAUCAGUGCUACAUUAUUUGGGCAUUUUAGGUUGAAUCAAUGCCUCUGAACUUCUGACUACAAAGUAAUGAAACUAGAAAAGUGGUGGCAGCUCUUUAAAACAAAGGAGCACUUGCUCAAGUUCCUUGUGAGAGAGCAGGUCAGAAUGGGGGUUUCCUUCCACCUUUGACAUACAAAUCAAUUAUUUAAAUGUACCCCAGGGGCGGGGGGAAAAGGACUUCACUACACUGUACACAGCAUUACAGCAUAGUGCUUAUGGGAUACAUUUACAUAUGAUGUAACCAGGAAUAUAUUUUUGUAGUGUUUUAGCUCUUAAAUAGCUAGUACUAAAUGAGAUUACAGUAAUUGUGCCUAGUGAUGUCCUCAAACAAGACUGUCAUCUCGUUCUUAAUCAUUCACACACUUCAAAACCUAGAACACUUUUUGCUAAAGAAUAAAACUGGUAGAAGACCUUGCAGGCUCUUAAUUACUUCCUAGAGUGAGCAUAUUAGUGUCCUUUUACAUUUCAAUUUUACAGUGGUUUCUCUAUCCAAUUACUAUCAGCAGAUGGCUGCAAUAACUCCAGUUAUAGGCACUACUUAUAGUCUACCUUCAUGGUGGGAAUAUCUACAACAGUCAAACCAUGUUAAGUAUUUGCACAUGGUUGAGGUAGACUUUAACCAAGCUGUUUUCAAGACCACAUGGUUUGCGUCACUAAGCUACUUGGAAAGAUGCUGUCCUAGGAACAUGAUGCAAGCAUUUAGACCUAAAACCAGCAUCUUGUUACACUAACUCUAGUUUAUUUGAGAACACACAAGGAAGCAGUGGGUUUGACACUAAUGGGGUAAAGUAAGAUGCAUUAUACUUGCAUUCACCAUUCUCAAUGCAAAACCUAUUCAGCUAUCAUGCUGAGGUAAGACAGACUAGGUCACCACAAACUGACAGUACAUUUAAGGCAAAGACCCUACAGUUCAACCUGAAUUUAGUGACUUAACCUCCAGCUACAACUUGCUGUCAGCAGUUGAGAGGUGGCUCUUGUACCUGUCUUUUGUAAAGCUGUCAUUUACCUCUGCUACUGAAAUACAUAGGCUAGUAGAUUAAGUGAAGGAAUAAGCCUAAGUGCACAGGUUCUAGUUAGAGCUCACCUACAAACAGUGUUAAAGCCUUAUAGGCAAAGUAACUAGGGAUGUUAAUAGGCUUGAAAAAUAGCUGACACAUUAAAGCACAGUGCUGAUUAGUAGGCUAAGGAUUAAGUCUCUUGCUGUUUAAUAAAACUAGAAGAUUUAGAUCCACCCCCUAGAAUAUACUCUCUUCACUAAACAGGACCCAAAGCAGAAUUUUCAGUAAAAGGCCUUGCCUAAAGUUGGUUGUUCCCUAUCUGAUUAGCUGCUAGAAGCAAAAAUCUUUGGGAUUUGCUUGUAUAGGACUAUUGGUACCUGUCACUCAACACUGAGGGCAUGGCCUGAUAAGAGAUGACAGAAAGCAAUUUACAAGAGAAAUAGAAUUACUCAGUCACAAGAGCAUUCAGUAGAUUUAAUCUCAUGCAUGUGGGGAAAAAAAGUUCACACUAGCCUUGGUGGGGAAAGUAGAGAAUUGUAACUUGACUGAAGCUUCUGACAGCUUAAAUAGUUUUUCCUGUGGCAAUAGCCCUGUUAAAUACAAUUUACAGAAUCACUUCCAAACAGUUAACACACUAAAAGAGACCAAUCCCUUCUCCCCACUGCCGUCCAAUGAGUUGGAAAGACGACAAAGUAUUAAUUGAUUUGAUUUCAUAUUUAUAUAUUUUCU